ACAGCGUAGCUCCCUCCAUACAACAUGGGUGCCGCGGCGGGAAAGGAAGACCAGCCGUAUGAAGCGAGGUCGGAUCCCCCGGGGGUCGUGCAGGGUCGAGGCCGUCUCAGGCCGAGCCGGGUGGAAUCGUCCGUGCCUUCUCCCCGCCUUCCCGUCGGCGGUGACCGGAAGAAAAUCCAUUGGCCGAAUCGUCUUCCGGAUGAAGCGGACAGUGGAGACGAGGGGGAGAGUUCUGGUAAAGUACGCUUCAACGAGGAAAUCCGGACCGAACUCAUCCGAGAUGGGGAGGAGGAAGAGGAGGAGGUGGUGAGCGAGCUGGAGGCGACCUUGAACAGCCUCGGGGUGAUGCCGGGUUCGAAUACGAGGUCGAUGGAGAAAGAAAGAAGACCCCAGACCAGGCGGACCUCCAGGACUCGGACGAUCCGAAGGGACAGCAGGCAGAUCCUUCCCCAAGGGCUUCCACUACAGAGACGUCUUUCGACUCAGCAGCCUUCCGAUCGAAAGGGAAGCCUCGACCUCGACCCCUUCUCCCCUCCGAUCGCGAUGGAGAGCGAAUCUGUGCACCGUGGCCUUUCCUACGUGGAUUUCAUCCCCGAACGCGUUGAAGAAGGCGGCUUCUUCUCCAUGCCCAAAUACGAAACCUUCAGCGUCCUGAUGGAAAGAGGCAACGAUUGGCUGGCGAGGAAUCCCAGCUGGGAGACUGUCACGUGCGAGAGCAUGGAGUUCAAAACCACAGAUCGGGUCCAGUCCGAGAGGAUGACGUACUACGAACCGGGGGAGAGACGCACUGCUUAUGUCAGGUGUUUGAGGCUAUGGUUGAGGCGACGGAAGGACUCGAACGCAGCGCCGCAACAGCUGCAUUACGUCAAUUGUGUCCCCGAUCUCAUGGACGAGAAGAUGUUUGGGGGUCCCAAGUUCCAGCCUCUCAACAGCAUGAUCGACAAGAUGAACGAGAUGUUGCAGAAGAACCCCCUCCCGGGCAAGAUCAUCACCAUCGAAACACAGGAGAUGAAAGUGGGGACGUAUUCCGGUCGACUGGAUCCUGAUCGAUCUUACUGGAUCGAACACGGAGACGCCCAGAGGCUCUUUGUAUUCGUCAUUCGGAUAUUCUUCGAGGUCGGAUCAACUGAGCCUGGAAUCGGGGACCGACAAGAAAUCGGACUCGCUGAUUUCAGCCCUUUGUGUGAGGGAUCCGGCGGCAUGUUCAGUCAUCCCAAGUUCGAGCAGUUCAGCAGCCUGGUCGAGAGGAUGACGGCCUGGUGCCAGAGUCAAAGCAGCAUCCGAAUAUCCAACGUCCAAAGUCUGGAAUACAAACUCAAGUCCGGCCAAUUGGAUACCCAGAGGACCUCCUACACCGAGCAUGGGAAUGCCACGACGUACUACGUCCGGAUCCUCCGUGUGGCAUACGUCCGAGCUGGAGAAGCCCGUCUCCAUCCCUACAUUGUCACCUGUCGCACUUUUUCUCCUGCACAACUCGAUCGAGGAGGGAUGUUUGCAGUGCCAGAAUAUGAGAGCAUGUCUCAGACAAGGGACCGAAUUGCAGCAUGGGUGGGGGUUACUGGAGCUAGACUGAUCAGUGCAGAAACCUCCGCUAUACGAAUGUUCACUGGUGGAGAAAGAGAGAUGGGACCUGAAGCGACGUACACCUUCAACCGAGGAGAUGCCAAUGAAUACUGGAUCUAUAUCAUCCGACUUUAUCUUGAUGGGGAAUACAAGGAGCCACCUCAGGAGCUCUUACCACCCAUUCCCCAGAUCCAAGAAGACUCCUGCUGCAACAUACUUUGAAUCUCUUUCCCUCUCACUGCAUGUAUGAGAGGCCUGCAUGUGCUAUGAUAUGCAAUGCACCUUACACCUAUCCCAUGACUUGAAAGAGCCUUUCAAUGCACAUUCAAGUGGUGCAGAAUUUACAAAAGGGUGUAGCCUUACUAUCAUUUUUAUCAUAUCAGUUGCAUAUCUGGAUAAAAUUUCUGUGACUGAC
Molecule: messenger RNA, 1978 nt
Organism: Darwinula stevensoni
Lineage: Eukaryota; Metazoa; Arthropoda; Ostracoda; Podocopida; Darwinulidae
Source: the annotation of a GenBank genome assembly